This is a messenger RNA of Penicillium verhagenii, 852 nucleotides long. Its product is annotated as dual specificity protein phosphatase family protein. The coding region runs from base 1 to 852 and encodes 283 amino acids. Gene Ontology annotation, cellular component: cytoplasm. Gene Ontology annotation, molecular function: protein tyrosine/serine/threonine phosphatase activity. The record is from RefSeq and is a predicted model, not a curated record. Gene Ontology annotation, biological process: protein dephosphorylation. The transcript has a single exon. Lineage: Eukaryota; Fungi; Ascomycota; Eurotiomycetes; Eurotiales; Aspergillaceae.
AUGAAAGGAAGGGGAAAAAACAAAACCCGCGUCAUGGAUAAAAACCCAAGAGACCAGCAUAUCAACGUGUUUGAAAUGCGUCAGAUGACAUCGAUACCUCGGAUGAGGCAAAUCGUCCCUGGUCUAUUUCUCGGAAAUGUCCUAGCAACAUGCACACCCGAAAUGCUCCAAACUAACCGAACUAACGCAAUCCUCUCUUUGUGCAACGACUCCUGGAGUUGGUGGUCCACCCGCACUAGAGAGGCCGGCAUCCCAGAGAGCCGACACCGAUGGGUCGAGUGUCAUGACUCUGCAACGCAAGAUUUCCUAGCCGAAAUGACUACAAUCUGCAACUUUAUCGACCGCAUGGCCUCGCCUGCUCUUGCUGCUCUUUCCGCUCUCCCAACUGAAGCCGAGAAUGAUGUUGCUGCCAAAAAUACAAGUAAAAAACCCACAACAAAAACAGCUGGUCGCAUUCACUGGUCAUCACGGGGCGCCCUCCGAGUGCGCUUGCAUCAUCAAAAACAAAAGGUUGAGCCAGAGGCGAUACUAGUUCAUUGCUAUGCCGGAGUGUCACGUUCACCGACGAUUAUCAUCGCUUAUUUGAUGCGCAAGCUUAAGUUGCCGUGGCAAGAUGUGUUGAAGUAUGUUCGGACCAAGCAGAAGGUCUGGCCGCGGGAGAAUAUGCAGCGGCAACUUGAAAUCUGGGGAGCAUUGGAAUAUCAGGUAUGGGAGGAUGAAAGCAAGAAAGUCCCGAAACCAAUGUACAAGGCCUAUUUGAAAGAUCGAGAUCUGCUUUUGAAGGCACCUUGUGAGCGGGCCCAGCAAAAAUUGAUCAAGGAGCUCUACCCAGAAUGUAUUGUUUGGAGUUGA